This is a messenger RNA of Propithecus coquereli (Coquerel's sifaka), 3542 nucleotides long. It is a transcript of the gene RBM26, whose product is annotated as RNA binding motif protein 26. The coding region runs from base 483 to 3542 and encodes 1019 amino acids. The transcript has 22 exons. Gene Ontology annotation, molecular function: RNA binding; metal ion binding. Gene Ontology annotation, cellular component: nucleus. The record is from RefSeq and is a predicted model, not a curated record. Gene Ontology annotation, biological process: mRNA processing. NCBI's taxonomy places the organism in Eukaryota, Metazoa, Chordata, Mammalia, Primates, Indriidae.
CAUCAAUUCUCGCGAGAUUUAUCGGCAGCCAUCUUCUUGGGGGUGCUGAGAGCCGAGAAGACCCCCUGAAUCGUUCCCGUUGAGCUGCCCUUCUUCUUCGCUUUCUUUACUUUUGCCUCUUCUGCGUUGCCAACAAGCACCUAGUUCCGAGACUGAGCGAAGGCCUGGGUCUAAGCGCGUGUCGCGCUUCCGGUCCCGGUAGAUUUGCUGGGGAACACAGAAGGGGGAGGGCCCGGGCAAACCGUUGCUGUCUCAGCCCGGGCCGGGGGCCAGGGAGGGGGAGCUCCUGGCACCCCGUGGACUCGCGGCCUGCGGCGGUCCCCGCAGAGCUGUUCGCCGAUCCGGGCUCGCGGGAACCUGCCACCGGCGCCUCCCACCGCGGCCCACGCGGGCGGCGCGCGGAGGAGGGGGCGGGGGCAGCGGCGGCUGUAGCGGCCACGACCUGGGCGGGCGGAGUGUGACGGGCCUCGGGGCCGCUGUGGAUGGUUUCUAAAAUGAUCAUUGAAAACUUCGAGGCACUCAAGUCCUGGCUCAGCAAGACUCUCGAGCCCAUCUGUGAUGCAGAUCCAUCAGCUCUAGCAAAAUAUGUUCUGGCUUUGGUAAAGAAAGACAAAAGUGAAAAAGAGUUAAAGGCAUUAUGUAUUGAUCAGCUGGAUGUAUUUCUUCAGAAAGAGACUCAGAUAUUUGUGGAAAAACUUUUUGAUGCUGUGAAUACAAAGAGUUAUCUACCUCCUCCAGAGCAGCCAUCAUCAGGAAGCCUGAAGGUAGAAUUUUUUCAGCACCAAGAAAAAGAUAUAAAGAAAGAAGAGAUCACUAAAGAAGAAGAGCGAGAGAAGAAGUUUUCUAGAAGGCUAAAUCACAGUCCUUCCCAGUCAAGCUCCCGAUACAGAGAAAAUAGAAGUCGUGAUGAAAGGAAAAAAGAUGAUCGUUCUCGCAAAAGAGAUUAUGAUCGAAACCCACCUCGAAGAGAUUCCUAUAGAGACCGAUACAAUAGAAGACGAGGGCGGAGUCGUAGUUACAGCAGGAGUCGAAGUCGAAGUUGGAGUAAAGAGAGGGUUCGUGACCGGGAUAGAGAUAGAAGCAGGACUAGAAGCAGAAGCAGAACACGAAGCAGGGAAAGGGAUCUGGUAAAACCUAAAUAUGACCUGGAUAGAACAGAUCCAUUAGAAAAUAAUUAUACUCCAGUCUCUUCGGUAACUAAUAUUUCAUCUGGCCACUAUCCUGUACCUACUUUGAGCAGCACUAUUACAGUAAUUGCUCCUACUCAUCAUGGUAAUAACACUACCGAAAGUUGGUCUGAAUUUCAUGAAGACCAGGUGGACCAUAACUCUUAUGUAAGACCACCAAUGCCAAAGAAACGGUGUAGAGACUAUGAUGAAAAGGGUUUUUGUAUGAGAGGAGACAUGUGUCCCUUUGAUCAUGGAAGUGACCCAGUAGUUGUGGAAGAUGUGAAUCUUCCUGGUAUGCUGCCUUUCCCAGCACAGCCUCCUGUUGUUGAAGGACCACCACCUCCUGGACUUCCUCCACCUCCACCAAUUCUUACACCCCCACCUGUAAAUCUUAGACCCCCAGUGCCACCUCCAGGUCCAUUGCCACCCAGUCUCCCACCUGUAACAGAUGAUAUUUCUUAUUCUUUGGUUUUGACAGGACCACCACCUCCACUUCCUCCUUUGCAGCCAUCUGGCAUGGAUGCUCCUCCAAACUCUGCAACCAGUUCUGUUCCUACUGUAGUAACAACUGGCAUUCAUCACCAGCCUCCUCCUGCUCCACCCUCUCUUUUUACUGCAGAUACAUAUGACACAGAUGGCUACAAUCCGGAAGCCCCAAGCAUAACAAACACUUCCAGACCUAUGUAUAGACACAGAGUGCAUGCACAAAGGCCUAACUUGAUAGGACUAACAUCGGGGGAUAUGGAUUUGCCACCCAGAGAAAAGCCUCCUAAUAAAAGCAGUAUGAGAAUAGUAGUGGAUUCAGAAUCAAGGAAAAGAACCAUUGGUUCAGGGGAGCCUGGAGUUCCUGCAAAGAAGACUUGGUUUGAUAAACCAAAUUUUAAUAGAACAAACAGCCCAGGCUUCCAGAAAAAGGUUCAGUUUGGAAAUGAAAAUACCAAACUUGAACUUAGAAAAGUUCCUCCAGAAUUAAAUAAUAUCAGCAAACUUAAUGAACAUUUUAGUCGAUUUGGAACCUUGGUUAACUUACAGGUUGCCUAUAAUGGUGAUCCUGAAGGUGCCCUUAUCCAAUUUGCAACAUAUGAAGAAGCAAAGAAAGCAAUAUCAAGUACAGAAGCAGUGUUAAACAAUCGCUUUAUUAAGGUUUAUUGGCACAGAGAAGGAAACACCCAACAGUUACAAACUACUUCCCCAAAGGUAAUGCAGCCUUUAGUCCAGCAACCCAUUUUGCCUGUUGUGAAGCAGUCGGUCAAAGAGCGUUUGGGUCCAGUACCAUCAAGUACUAUUGAACCUGCAGAAGCCCAGAGUGCCACUUCAGACCUUCCUCAGAAUGUAACUAAGUUAUCUGUGAAGGACAGGUUGGGUUUUGUAUCAAAGCCAUCUGUUUCAGCAACUGAAAAGGUGUUGUCUACAUCCACUGGCCUAACAAAAACAGUAUAUAAUCCCGCUGCUUUGAAGGCUGCACAAAAAUCCUUACUUGUUUCCACUUCUACAGUUGAUAAUAAUGAAGCACAGAAAAAAAAGCAGGAGGCACUGAAACUUCAGCAGGAUGUAAGGAAAAGGAAACAAGAAAUUUUAGAAAAGCACAUUGAAACACAGAAGAUGUUAAUUUCAAAACUAGAGAAAAACAAAACAAUGAAGUCUGAAGAUAAAGCAGAAAUAAUGAAAACUUUAGAGAUUUUGACAAAAAAUAUUACCAAGUUGAAAGAUGAGGUCAAAGCUGCUUCUCCUGGACGCUGUCUUCCAAAAAGUAUAAAAACCAAGACUCAGAUGCAGAAAGAAUUGCUUGACACAGAACUCGAUUUAUAUAAGAAGAUGCAGGCUGGGGAAGAAGUCACUGAACUUAGGAGAAAGUAUACAGAAUUACAGCUGGAAGCUGCCAAACGAGGAAUUCUUUCUUCUGGUCGGGGCAGAGGAAUUCAUUCAAGAGGUCGAGGUGCAGCUCAUGGCCGAGGCAGGGGUCGAGGUCGAGGGCGAGGUGUGCCGGGUCAUGCUGUGGUGGAUCAUCGUCCCAGGGCAUUGGAGAUUUCUGCAUUUACAGAGAGUGAUAGAGAAGAUCUUCUUCCACAUUUUGCGCAAUAUGGUGAAAUAGAAGAUUAUCAGAUUGAUGAUUCUUCACUUCAUGCAGUAAUUACAUUCAAGACAAGAACAGAAGCUGAAGUAGCUGCAGUUCAUGGAGCUCGCUUCAAAGGGCAGGAUCUAAAGCUGGCAUGGAAUAAACCAGUAACUAAUAUUUCAGCUGUUGAAACAGAAGAAGUUGAACCUGAUGAAGAGGAAGUAUGUUUUUUUUCCCAUUUGUUUUUGCCCUUAAUUGUUCGUAGUUUUUAUAUAAAGUGUUAUUUUUAUGGCUAUUAUACCUUUGUCCUUCCAUGA